Messenger RNA from Dicrocoelium dendriticum, 1711 nucleotides. NCBI's taxonomy places the organism in Eukaryota, Metazoa, Platyhelminthes, Trematoda, Plagiorchiida, Dicrocoeliidae. The record is from the annotation of a GenBank genome assembly.
UGUCGCGAUUCAAGAGACGGAGCGAUGCAGCCUCUGAUCAGCAAUUAUUUUACGCAUGAGCCCGAAAUUUAUAUGUUGGAAGUCGUGGGACAAGACUACCAAAAAGCUAUGACCAAGAUCAGCAAACAAACAGCCUCGAGACACACCGCCGAGUCGAGCCUCUCUGAGUUACUUCAUGCUGACAGCGACAAUGUUAACAUUUUGAUUGGUAGCUAUGAGAAUCACCCAGUUGCUAACUCCGAAAAUAACCCUGAAGAAACUGUUUACUGUGAAGACAGUAAAAAUGUUGGACCCUCGCUUAGUUUGCAGGGACAAACCGUUCGAUGGAUUGACGACGUGGAUAGAGAAAACUGUAAUCCUGUGGAGGUCAUUGUGGCUUUCGAGACCACGGACCCACGAAUGCAAACGAAGCACUUGGAUUUGCACAACAACGGGACUACAUUGAUUUACUACGAGUGGACAAGAGUGCCUGAGGUGGAUUCAUUCCAUAUUGACCACUCAGAACUGAGGAGGUUCUAUUUCGACUUUCGGCCAAAGGUUAUUAAACCGGGAGAAAAAUUGCGCAUCCCAAUCACCUUCCGAUCAACAAGAGAGGGAAUAUUCAAGGAAUCAUGGCGUUUGCAAUCACAGCCCAUAUUGAACGCCGCAUCACCAGUCCAGGUACGCCUACACGGAAUAUCCGUAUGGGCAGAACACUAUCAAUUCGUCAGCCUACGGAAAAUGUCACCAAUUACUGAGAUCGAGAAGGAAGCGGCGUAUCGAAUCGCAUACAACAUUCUAAAUCAUCUUGUAAGUCAGCUGCGCCAUCCAGAGCCAACUGUGAAGCCAAUCGACUUCUCGAAGACGGAGGAAUGUGCGUUCAGAAAACAGAAUCCCGAAAUGCACUAUCAUCACAAUAUAAUACGGAAGUUGACGAAUAUGUACAGCGAACUACGUGCGUAUCUGCGUGAACAAACUGAUGAUUUAACCUCGUUCGACGCAAUGUUCCAUGAACAAUGGGACUUCUGCUUGCCCACAUUGCGAAAACUGGUCUAUAUGGCCGAGUCGGUUCGCGGCAGCUCGUUCACACCCAACAAACGGACUGAUGUAGCCAAGUUGUUCGAACACGUCGACACCUUGUCGUUCCUACAAGUUCAAGCUCGCCCCAGCCAUCGUACACACAAGUACCAAAUAUGCUAUCACCAUCUGAUUAAUACCGUACUUCUCUGCUUCGAGGAAUGUAGCUUACUUCGAAAUCUCCAUGGACUACCAGCGGUACUCCUUUCAACCAAACUAAAAGGAAAGGGAUCGGCUUCUUCCACAUCGUCUACGAUGUCUCAAGCCCGAACUUCGGAAAUUAAUAUCAAAUCUGCGGAAAAAGUUGAGGAGGACACUUCCGCAAAUCUGCUUGGCGAAAGUGAGCAGAGCCCAGACGCGGUGGAAAACCUCAAGAUUACACCCAAUCCAGAUGCCUGGCGCAGUAAAGUUACUGGAUUGAUCUAUCGCCAAUUAGCCUGCAUGUUCGAUAAUAUGACAGCCUGCUUCACUGGAGCAGAGAUGUUAGAAACAAUGGGAUAAAAACGGAAGUAUAUCCUGCACCAUAAUAAAGCUGUAUCUUUCCUAAGCAACCAAUGGCGGGUUUAUUUUGCAAGAUUUUAAGCGGCUUCUAUUACGGAGCUAAUAUAAUUUCUGUAAUCUGCAUUUCAGUUGGGGUACCAUUAAAAUACUGCGU